AUGGGCUUCCUCAAGAGGGUGGCUAAUGUCUCUUUAGACAUAGGAGGAGAGGAAGCGUCAACAAAGACUUGGAUUAUUAUUUUUGUGUUGGUGGAGGGGAAGUUAUCCUCUGGAACAUUUAUUAAGGGGGAAACUUUGAACUUUUUUUUUUUUUUUUUUUUUUUUUUUUUACCCGCCACGGCGCGGCUCCUCGGUGUGCGCGCGGAGCACCGGCUUUGUUUGACGGCGGGGCAGACUGCCAUAAAUGAAGGAAUAAAACAGAUUCCAGUCGACCUUUUCCUACCCGCGCGGGAAAAUCCCUGGGGGGCUGCGUUUGAUAAAGGUGGAGAGAGAAUGGCGGCCAACAUGUACCGAGUGGGAGAUUACGUGUACUUUGAAAACUCCUCCAGCAACCCGUACCUGAUACGCAGAAUAGAAGAGCUCAAUAAGCCAAUGGAUGUGGAGGCCAAAGGUGGUGUGUCGUUCAGGAGGCGAGGACAUCUCAGGCAUCUCAACACACUCGCUGACAGCAAUGCACGGGAAUUUGAGGAGGAGUCCAAGCAGCCAGCGCUGUCGGAGCAACACAAACACCAGCUCAAACACAGAGAACUCUUCCUCUCCCGACAGUUUGAAUCUCUACCUGCUACUCACAUACGGGGAAAAUGUAACGUCACCCUGCUGAAUGAAACAGACGUCCUGGCUGGCUACCUUGAGAAAGAAGACUGUUUCUUCUACUCGCUGGUGUUUGACCCCGUUCAGAAGACUCUGCUGGCAGACCAAGGAGAGAUCCGGGUGGGAUCCAAGUACCAGGCAGAAAUACCAGACAAGUUAGCUGAGGGUGAGCUACAUGUGAAUCAUACAACCGUUUCCGGAGAAACGGAGACCAAAGUGUGGGACCCAAAUAACCAGCUCAAAGACCCUCAGAUUGAUCAAUUCCUGGUGGUGGCGAGCCGUGGGACUUUUGCUCGGGCCUUGGACUGCAGUAGCUCCAUUCGCCAGCCGAGCCUCCCAUGAGCGCAGCUGCAAGCUUCCAGAGACAUCACGCGGUUCCACGCUAUGGACACACGGCAGAAGACAACUAUGACCUGGCUAAGCCAUGUCCACCCUAGUGCUCAAGGCGGUCCAGUCCUGUGCCGUGACGAGAUGGAGGAAUGGAGCCCUCGGAGGCCAUUGCUGUUUGAGAGAAGCGCUAGAGAAUACGGCAAGGACUUCAUGACAUCCGCCGAGGACUUUCUUCCCUGGAAGUCUUUAGCCAGUGUGGUCCAGUUUUACUACAUGUGGAAGACAACUGACCGCUACAUCCAACAGAAAAGGCUGAAGGCAGCUGAGGCAGACAGUAAGCUGAAACAAGUCUACAUCCCCACCUACACCAAACCCAACCCCAAUCAGAUCAUGGUGCCAGGAAGUAAACCUGGUGUGAACGGGGCUACAAGCUUUCAGAAAGGUCUCAGCUGUGAAAGCUGCCACACGACGCAGUCACCACAGUGGUAUGCCUGGGGCCCUCCCAACAUGCAGUGCAGGCUGUGCGCGUCUUGCUGGCUCUACUGGAAAAAGUAUGGAGGAUUGAAGACCCCCACUCAGCUAGAGGGCGCCACUAGACCUGGCUCUGAGUCAGGCCCCCGGGGUCACAUGACACGACAGGAGGUCCAGGGCAUGUCGCCAUUCACGCGAAAUGAGGGCCGAGCCAAGCUGUUGGCCAAAAACCGCCAGACGUUCAUUCUGCAGACUACCAAGCUGACACGCAUUGCUCGACGGGUAUGCGAGGACAUCCUGCAACCUCGCCGUGCGGCACGGCGGCCCUACGCCUCCAUCAAUGCCAACGCUGUCAAAGCUGAGUGUAUGAUCAGAUUGCCAAAGGCCACAAAAGCGCCAUUAAAAAGCAAAUUGGUUCCUCGGCAGUCACUGGCGACCAUUGUGAAGGAUCUUGCUGUCUCAGCACCUCUGAAGCUAAAAGCUUCCCGUGGACCCCCAACUCCAAUAAACCGCAACCAGGUCAGCCAGACGCGUGGAGGCCCAGGACUGCUGGGGAAGAGAACCUUUGACUACGCUGCAGGGCUGCCUUUCUCAGCCAAUGGGAGGCCGUUUACAUCAGGUAUGAGGACCACCUCGCAGUCCGUAAUCAAGCGGCAGAAGGUCAGCCAGGGUGAAGCACCCAACCCUGUGGUGUUUGUGGCUACAAAGGACACCAGGGCUCUGAGGAAACAUCUGACCCAGUCAGAGAUGCGCCGGGCAGCGAGGAAACCUCAUCUUCUGGUCCGGAUCAAGCUGCCACCACCUCCACGCUCCCUGGCAGUGCCCCUGCUGCCCUGCAGCACCAGUGAGCCAAUUGUUCUGGAGGACUGACGGGUCCGGCGUAGCCGCCAGGAGGGCAAGGUUUUUUGUUUUGUUUUUCUUUUUAAACAGGACGUGGAGGGUUGGGUUGAGUUGGGAGAGAUUCUGUGCUCAGGUCGCACAGUUCGCCACAGCAGUAGUCUUUUCUUUUGCCCUCUUUUCAGUGUCAUUUUCUUUUAGUCCUCUGUGUCCACACACACAAGCACUUAGUGACUCUACUUCAUGUAAAGCAGAUGUUCACAUCAACACUUGGGCAUCAGCGUAUUUUAUCCCACGUUCCUCAUUAUUUCACUGCUCCCGUUGCUAAAGUAGAGAAGCUUGAAUCUUUGACUGGACUGGGUUGCUUGACGCGAGGACGUUUCGCUUCAAAUCGCAGAAGCUUCCUCAGCUAAAAUUCUUGCUCUGGUGGUCUAACUUCUGUCUUGACUCUUGUAGAGAAGAAAUCAGGACAGUCCAGUCGAGUCCACUCGAAGAUUCAAGCUUCUCUACUAUGGAAACCACCUGGACAACUGAGAGCCUACACAGAAACUCCCGUUGCUAACUUUUUUUAAUGUGUAAUUUAAAUCAAGAUUUAAACAGCGACAGUGAGCCACACUGUUUUUGCUCCAUGGCACCCUUUGUGUCAUUUAUGGUUGUGUGCAGGAGUGACACCUGUGUAGCAAGUGGGAGAUGGGGAUGGAAGAGUAAAAUUAACCCUAUAAGCUUGGUGGAAGCAUCUCUGGGUCCACUGUAAUGGCGAAAAAAAAGAAAACACGCUAACAGAACAGGAUCACGAUAUGCAUCAUGUUAUCAAACAAAUAGUCUUUACCUGAGUGUGGAACGCUAAUGUGGAAAUAAUCCGGCAAUUAGAACAUGACACAAAAAAAGAACCAAGAGUGGUACCGACCGUGGAAGCGUUUAUUCUGCUUCUGCUUAAGGAGUCCACCUCACUAGCCAGAAGUUCUAGAAUUUGUCUUUGGAUCACAUUUAAAUCAGUUGCUUGGAUUUGUACACUUAAAUUUGUUAUUCAUCUUCAGGUGCCAAAAUGAUGCAGUGAAGGCCGAGGUGGAAAAGCAAGAGUUGAAAGCACCGGUGUUUUAGAUUGAGAUUGUGCUACAAGAUAUCACAUUUGGAAAUGAUUUUUUUCUUCUCCCAUGCAAAGUGUUUUUGCAUUUUCUGUCUGGUUUAUAGGGUUCAGAUUUAAUUCGUACGUGUAGUCUUUUAGGUUUCAGUAAUUGCAUAUUGCUGGUCAUGUGCAGGGACGUGAUUGGUGGAUGUUUGACCUGAAAGAAGGCGGAACCCGAGGUGUUUUCCACCUCUGAGAUGAAA
Molecule: messenger RNA, 3618 nt
Organism: Thalassophryne amazonica
Lineage: Eukaryota; Metazoa; Chordata; Actinopteri; Batrachoidiformes; Batrachoididae
Gene: mta2
Product: metastasis associated 1 family, member 2
Biological process (GO): negative regulation of transcription by RNA polymerase II
Cellular component (GO): nucleoplasm; NuRD complex
Molecular function (GO): sequence-specific DNA binding; chromatin binding; zinc ion binding
Source: RefSeq, a predicted model, not a curated record